Messenger RNA from Saprolegnia parasitica CBS 223.65, 267 nucleotides. RefSeq lists its product as hypothetical. Lineage: Eukaryota; Oomycota; Saprolegniomycetes; Saprolegniales; Saprolegniaceae. The record is from RefSeq and is a predicted model, not a curated record. Bases 1 to 267 code for a protein of 88 amino acids. Gene Ontology annotation, molecular function: structural constituent of ribosome. Gene Ontology annotation, biological process: translation. Gene Ontology annotation, cellular component: mitochondrial large ribosomal subunit. The transcript is spliced from 2 exons.
AUGAUGGCCUUCCUCGACGGUCUCCUGACGCGCGCUAGCAAGUUCGGCAAGAGCCACGGCCUCCGCCCGCUCACGUCCAAGCGUGCCAACCGUCGUUUCUACAAGGGUAAGGGCUGCCGCAACGAAGGCGUCCACGCUAAGCUCGGUGGCUACCGCAUGGACCUCACCAAGAUGCUCGAGCUCGAAGUGCCGGACCUCACGGGCUUCAAGCUCAAGCCGUACGUCUCGCCACUUGUCUCGCGCGUGCCUCCGUCGGCGUCGUCGUAA